This is a messenger RNA of Fomitiporia mediterranea MF3/22, 1572 nucleotides long. RefSeq lists its product as uncharacterized. NCBI's taxonomy places the organism in Eukaryota, Fungi, Basidiomycota, Agaricomycetes, Hymenochaetales, Hymenochaetaceae. Bases 1 to 1572 code for a protein of 523 amino acids. The record is from RefSeq and is a predicted model, not a curated record. The transcript has a single exon.
AUGACAGACGUGUAUCGCUUACCUCCGGAACUCUGGAGACUAAUCAUCCGCUACGCCACACUUACUGAGAAGCCUGUUUCCGCAGUUAGGGAAUUAUCCCUCCGCGAUGCAGACUCAACAGAAGACCUUCCCUGCACGAAGAAUGACCCUCCGCUCACACCCAUUAUCUAUCACCGCAAAUCUGCCCCAUUGCAAUCUGCUAUGGAGGCGUUCACUCAGUCAGGCAUGAAACGCUCGCUUGCAUUGGUCUGCCGAAUGUUCAACCAACUCGUUGGCGAGUUCCUCUUUGAAAAGCUUUACAUCUCCGACCCCAGACUGGCGUAUUGCCUCGCCUCAACUCUCGAGAACUCUGCCUCCUACGCCAACCCCGGAAAAUGGGCGCGCCACGUAACGAUCGUCGGUGUGUUUUUCACGUGGCCUGCCUCUAGUGAGGAACUGGCGAAUGCGGCGUUACGCAUUUUGAAGCAGACGCCACAUCUGCGGUCAUUCCAUCUCUCAUGGAACUCUACCUCAAGAGAGUUCAGGGAGAGGGAACAUCAGAUUAUCGCUUCCGUUCCAACCGGUUCUUUGAGACACUUUGAGUGGGAAUGUACCGGAGGUGGGUUUGAGAGACAGAACGACCAUCCGUUUUUCAGGUUGUUGAAAGACGCAAGUCCGACUUUGCGGGUUUUGAAGCUAAGUGGGUACCUCCCUCUAGCUGAGUUACCAGUCCCAACUCCACCUCAAUUCGGGACGCGAUCACAAGGACAAUCUGAACUUCAACCUCAAGGACAAUUACAAACUAACAACAACGACAACAACAAUACUACUAAUAACAACACAACAUCCACAACAACACAAGCACUCACCCCGCUCCCCAAACUUACACACCUCAAAGUCCGUCGCGCAUUCCGCGACGACCUCCUCUUCAUCUCCCAAUGGUCCAUCUCCACACACCUAACCUGUCUCUCCCUCGGCUCAAUCUGGGCCUACUUCGAUCACCGCGAACUUGCCUUCGCUUUCUGGGACACACCCAAACCCGCACUCCGAUGCCUCCACCUCGGCGAAGGCUCUAACGUCUCUCCCUCACUUGCGCGUAAAAUCCUUAAUAGCGCGCAUAAUUUGAAGGUACUGGAGUAUUUCUUUUUGGGUGAUUGGGAUGCGAGUACUUGGUAUGGUGUACGGCAUAGGAGUUUGGAAGUUGUGAAAGUACAUGUGUCGCAUCCUGUUAUCGCCCUCCGGUCUUUGUUUAAUUCGCAGAGGUAUUCGAGGGACCAACAGUGGGAUAAGAUUUUGAGACACGUUUCGCCGUUCCUUGGGUGUAUGGAGGAGUACAACACAGACUCGGACUCUAAUCCUAAUUCUAAUCCGGCAAAUUCAAAUUCAAAUUCGAAUUCUGGAACUGCUACUCAACCUAUGAGCACAAACUACUCAGCAAUGAAGAAACUCAUCUUCCUAGAAUACACACGCAAGUUCGAAGAUCUCCAAUACGAACCUGCCGAAUUGGCUGACUGGCUAAAGACGACGAUAGAAGAAGCGGAUAUCAAAACAGACGUGCAGAUGUCUGUUGAAGUUGAAGAUUAUAUUCGGUAA